Messenger RNA from Laetiporus sulphureus 93-53, 810 nucleotides. RefSeq lists its product as uncharacterized. The coding region runs from base 1 to 810 and encodes 269 amino acids. The record is from RefSeq and is a predicted model, not a curated record. NCBI's taxonomy places the organism in Eukaryota, Fungi, Basidiomycota, Agaricomycetes, Polyporales, Laetiporaceae. The transcript has 2 exons.
AUGGCGUCGCAUCUCGUCGUGCACAUAUCACAGUAUGAAUAUCUAGCCCUGCGCACAUCUUCGCUCUCGUUGCUGCCUGACGCACUCGCCGCCCCUGCGCAAGACCGUCUCGUCUGCGCGCACUCGACGCUCUUUUCGCAGACGAGUGGGGACCGACCGCUCAAACGCCUCGCAGCACCGCUUGCACUAGGCUACUCUCUCAACACCGCCGACGCGCGUUCAGUUCGACACUAUCCACGCGCUGUCUGUGAACGCAUCGCGAACGCACAGAGCAUCCGCGCGUUCGCGACAUGUCGGGCUCCGGGGUUCGAUCGUAAGAGGGGCGACCCUACGCGCAGCUCGCGCCGUCUCGAGGCGCGUCUCCAUCUUCUCACUCGUACUGGCCAUGGCUGCGCUCGUCGCGUCAGCCAGCCACCAGGCUCGUCGAGCGUUCUGCUCGCGUCUCUCACAGUGCGUCGCGCUCGGCCAGCACAUGCUCUUCUGCUUGUUGGCACGACGUGUUCACUGCGGCCUCAAGUCCGCGCGGCACAUGUGCUCAACACUGUUUAUUUCAUCCUUUGCCCUCCCUCCCUAUGUGCUACAUGGUCUCCGCAAUAUAUUUCUACACCGACACGUUCAUGCAAAGCCACGCAAGCCGUCAGCACAGGUCCAGCCCUCGAGUGCGCUUUCCACCUACCUGCGUUGCGCAGGGUCAGAAGCAUGCCUGAAGGAACGCGCGUCAGCAGUCUGCGUGUGCGCGAGGGCGGCGCGGGCGUGUGCUUACUUGGCCAGCAGGCAAAGUCCAGCGGGGUCCUCGAUUCGGUGCGUUGA